Molecule: messenger RNA, 652 nt
Organism: Brassica napus (rape)
Lineage: Eukaryota; Viridiplantae; Streptophyta; Magnoliopsida; Brassicales; Brassicaceae
Exons: 1
Coding region: 87-323 (78 amino acids)
Source: RefSeq, a predicted model, not a curated record
GCAAUUAGCUACAUCAUUCUGUCGCGUUAACAUUAGAGAAUCCACAAAGACAAGACUCACUUCACUUCCCUGCCUCCAAAUCUCCGAUGCCGUCAGCGACGAGGUGGUGGCGGAUCCGCUUGGCUUCAUCUGGAUCCGAGCCGGGAUGGUUUUCAGGAGUUGGAUACGGACAGUGGCGCUGGCUGAGCUGGAGUCGCCCGGAGCUGAGUUUCUUGUCCGUAAUGGUCGAUGACGUUGUGUGGAAAGUAGUGGUGGCGUUCGAGUCGGUGGCUUUGGUCUCGAUGCUUGGUUUCUUCUUUAUCUUCUACGGCUGCACUGUCUGAUUUUGAAUUUCACUUAGGAUUUUGUUUUUGUUUAUUGCCGUAGAGUUUUGGGAUUUCUUUUGUUGUUUUUCCUUAUAAUUUUUUUUUUAUUGGUCUACUUCCACCGUACGCUAGUGGUAACGCAACGGCGGAGAUACUGAUGCUGUUGUUCAAGGAUGCGCGUGAUGAUCACUCGUGACUCGCCGUAGUUUGUUUUAGUUUUGAUUUCUCUUUCUGAAUGAUCAUAUCAUGUCAUGUUUGCCCAAAAAAAGAAUGAUCAUAUCAUGUUAUGUUUUGGUAGUUAAAUGUUCAAAUCCAACAAACCCCAAAAAGGAAAAAUUGUUCAUCAA